Vicia faba (fava bean) is the source of this 405-nucleotide messenger RNA. The record is from the annotation of a GenBank genome assembly. Lineage: Eukaryota; Viridiplantae; Streptophyta; Magnoliopsida; Fabales; Fabaceae.
UUUAUAGGUAUAUGGAGUCCAACACGUGACCUCCUUCCUGGUCAACUGCCCGAAAAAAGCAGAGAACUUGAACCCGUUAUUCUCGGAAGGCAGGAUAAUGACAUUAUGGAACAUGAAUCAUGUUCUUUUAGUGAACGCAUGAGGAAAUACCCAAUUGUCCUUAGUUUGGGCUGCACACUUUUGGACCUUUGUAAAGACGCUGGAUUGGACCUCCCCAACAGUGGGACAAGUGUCGGCCCAGUCCAGAAUAUCUUCCCUUUGUCAUCCUUUCUUACAAAUUAUUGGAGACAAGUGAUUACAAAUUAUUUGACUUACAAACAGAAUAAUAAAGCAUUGAAAAAAAUUCAAAUUCCUAUUUAUUUACACGUUCUUCUAACAAUUAAAAUUGAAAAAAUAGCAUCUUAA